Messenger RNA from Giardia duodenalis, 774 nucleotides. RefSeq names its product DDI1-like DNA-damage inducible protein. The record is from RefSeq and is a predicted model, not a curated record. The coding region runs from base 1 to 774 and encodes 257 amino acids. Gene Ontology annotation, biological process: proteolysis. Lineage: Eukaryota; Fornicata; Diplomonadida; Hexamitidae. The transcript has a single exon. Gene Ontology annotation, molecular function: aspartic-type endopeptidase activity.
AUGCCGACAGUGACAGUGGUGUAUGGGCACAAGCUAUCGACUACCAUAGACAUUCUUCCCGAUGAGACGGUUCUUCAGCUGAUAGAAAGGUUUAUGAAGAUGUGCAGCAUGCCUGGCCAUGCUGUCAAUGCGAUUGUUCGGAUAAAUGGCCAAACAUUGACCCAUGACAGUAAGUGCAGCAGCAUCCAACCUAAUUCCACCCUCAUUUACAUGAACCCUUCUGCCACCUUCUCGGCCCCCAUCCAGAAGGCUCUUGCGAGAGGACGUGCAAACCCCCCAGCAGUCCAGCGACUUAUUGACGAAGACAUCAAACAAGUAUAUGAUCACUAUCCUGAGCUUCUUGUUAAUAAUACCAACAGUGUGUAUAUUCACAUAGAGUUGAACGGACACCCAGACAUUGCUGUAAUCGAUACCGGUGCGGAGUUCUCAACAAUCAGCCUAGAAACUGCAAUCCGCUGCGGGCUGGAAGACCACAUAGACAAACGGCAGGAGGGAAAAGCUCUGGGAAUAGGGUCCAGCAAGAUAGUAGGCAAGAUCCAUCUUGUGCAGCUCAAGUAUGGUGACGAAUACUUUGCCACCAAUUUUAUGGUAGUAGAGAACGUUGUUGGGACACUGCUGGGCAUGCCCUUUCUCCGGAUGCACCGGAUGGUGAUAGACUUAGCGAUAUACCAGAUACGAAUUGGUGACGUUUCUCUUCCCAUAAUGUCAGACGCAGAAGUUGAGGCAUACAAAGCAGAGAUGAUGAGCAGGGCAGAUGUAGAUGCUCAUAUGUAA